Molecule: messenger RNA, 3677 nt
Organism: Entelurus aequoreus (snake pipefish)
Lineage: Eukaryota; Metazoa; Chordata; Actinopteri; Syngnathiformes; Syngnathidae
Gene: rabggta
Product: Rab geranylgeranyltransferase subunit alpha
Exons: 17
Coding region: 205-1938 (577 amino acids)
Biological process (GO): protein geranylgeranylation
Cellular component (GO): Rab-protein geranylgeranyltransferase complex; cytoplasm
Molecular function (GO): protein binding; zinc ion binding; Rab geranylgeranyltransferase activity
Source: RefSeq, a predicted model, not a curated record
AUCGUGAUUUGUAUCUCCACUAGAGAACAGCAAACAACCAAUAGCGCGAAGGCAUGGCCUGUGACGUCAUUUUCAUGAGCCGGACGUAAAACCGUCCAGCUGAUGACUGUCAUGACAAACCACAUUUCUGUCCAAAAACACCCCCAGCAAGGCAAAACACGGCAAAGACACUGAAGAAAGUCUACAAAAACUAUUACAAAAAAAAUGCACGGCAGGGUCAAGGUCAAAUCCACCGCCCAGCAAGAGGAGGAGAAAAGAAAGGAACGCGAGAAGAAACUGAAGAUAUACAUUGCAGCAAGGGAUGCCUGUUUUUCCAAGAGGAAGGAGGGCGUGUGCGAUGAAGAGGCUCUCCACCUGACCCAGCAGAUACUGUCCUCGAAUCCUGAUUUUGCAACCCUGUGGAAUUACAGAAGAGAGAUCCUCACACACCAGGAAACGUUGAAGGAUGACGGUGAAGUGCAAAAGAUGUACCAGGCCGAGCUGUCCUUUCUGGAGUCCUGCCUGAAAGUGAACCCAAAGUCUUACGGCAGCUGGCACCAUCGAAGCUGGGUAUCGGAACGUGCGCCUCAAAUGGAUUGGGCCCGGGAGCUAAGCCUGUGCGACCGCUGCCUCGGCCUCGAUGACCGCAACUUCCACUGCUGGGAUUACCGCCGGAUCGUUGUCAAGAAAUCGGCCGUUCCCGUGGAAAAGGAGUUGGAGUUUACCCAUCGUCUGAUUGGCUCCAACUUUUCCAACUACUCCAGCUGGCAUUACCGCAGCACACUCCUGCCAUUGCUCCACCUGGAGUCUCCUGAACCCACCUCGUCUUGUUCCUCUCCGCCCUCGCCACAAACCCACUCGCAUCGCGUCUGUGAAGAACAGCUGCUCAAAGAAUAUGAGCUCGUGCAGAACGCUUUCUUCACCGACCCCAACGACCAGAGCGCUUGGUUCUAUUACCGUUGGUUGCUGGGCCGAGCUGAACGUGAAGAAAUGAUAAGCUGCGUUUAUAUCAGCCGGGACGAGGAGAGGGUGGCCGUCGCCUUCUCAAGGCCGGUCAAUGCUCAGUCUGGUGGCCUUCUGCUGGUGCUUGACGGUCAGCCACAGAAGGUGGGAUGGAGGACUGUCCAUCCACGUUUCAAACACAGUCCUGUCUGGAUAUGUGAUCUUCCUCCUGGAUCCAUCAGCGACCUCGCAAAUGAGCACAAUUUGACGGUGCACUGGUCUGAAAAAUACAUUCAUAGAGACUGUGCGCUGUACACAGGUCGAGCUGAGAGUUGGUGUCGUGACUCUGCCACUGAUCAGGAACUGUUCAGGAGCGAGCUUUCUGUGGAGAAGAGCUCUGUGCUGCAGUCUGAGCUACAAUCAUGUAACCAGCUACAAGAACUGGAGCCACUCAAUAAGUGGUGCUUGCUGACUAUCAUCCUGCUGAUGAGGGCGCUAGAUCCCCUCGGAUACGAGAAGGAGACUCUUGCUCAUUUCCAAACUCUCAAAGAAGUGGACUCAAUGCGCUCAGCCUACUACAGUGACCUGUGCAGCAAGUUCAUGAUCGAAAACACCAUUUUGAAAAUGGAGUACGCUGAAGUGCGCGUCUUCAGUGUAGCUGACAAGAACCUGACCACGUUGUGCCAUUUAGACCAGCUGCUCCUCGUUACCCAUAUCAACCUGUCCUCCAACCAGCUGCGGCUAAUUCCUGCUCACUUUGCCAUGUUGCAGUGCCUGGAGGUAUUGGAGGCUGAUGAUAACUCCAUAGAACACCUUGAAGGAGUCUGCUGCCUUCCCAAACUGGAGGAGGUCCUCUUGAAGAAUAACAAAAUCUCCACAUUGGCAGCUCUGCGGCCGCUCACAUCCUGCCCCAAGCUGCGGCGCCUGGAUCUCCGUGGCAACCCCGUCGCUCAGGCGGCCGGCGUGGAGUCGGAGCUGUCCGAGCUGCUGCCUACCGUCACAUGUCUGCUGCUGUGACGAGGGGCGGGAGUCGGGAGCCGUCACUCAAAGCGUUGCCGCCGACAGCGCCGGGCAGUUUGCGAAGGAGUGAGUGGAUGUUUUUUUCCAAGCGUGUUGUCACUUCCACUUGUUUGGUAGAAAUUCAAUCAAAACAGCCUCCACACGUCUCAAUGCCUCUGAAGGUGUAUAUCAAGACAACUUUAAUGAAAAGUCUAUUUGUUGUUUCUGAGUGUGUGUGUGAGUGUUUGUGUGUGUGUGUGUGUGUGUGUGUGUGCGUGCGCGUAUGAGUCACUGUUGCAUUUCUGAAAAUGUGCGUCUGAAUGAAGGUCUCGUAAUACCUCCAAAUGCAUGCUGAAACCCUCCUCCCCAAUCACGGAUGUAAUUGACUGUAUGUGGGUGCAUCAGUGUGGUCGUGGUUUUAUAAGCUUUAAAAUAAUUUGAAGCAACCAUAAGAAAACAGAAUGGAGCAGACCUAAUUCUGCAGCCAGAUCAUGAUUGACAGUUAAUCCUUGGGCCAUACUCGAGUGACUCAAAAGCUUUUUUUGAAUGCAAUCAUGGAUAAAUACACAGACAAGGGGCUGGUUGUUUUUCCCCUGGGCCUGCGAUAGUCGUGAAUCUAUGAAUUUCCAUCAGUGCGUUUGUUAAAGGGGAUCCGCACUCUGUUUUUAGGAAUUUUGCCAGUCCCUAUAUGAGACAAGAACACACAUCUUUCUCUUUUCUCUGUGUUAUAAAUCAUUAAAUACUGAUAGCAAGAGGAUAAUGAAGGUCAUGGGAUACGAUCUAUUUUGCCUUAAGCCCUUUAAAACAUCCAAUAAUGUUUCAUAUACAUGUUGUAAGUAUGUAAUGUACUAAAAGGCACAUUUAUGAUAUCAUGUAAUAUUUACAGUCUUUUUGUCAAUUUAAGCAUCAUUGAAAUUUAUUUGCAAUGAUUUCAAAGAUGCUCAUCAACAAAAUUUCCGUCCACAGAAAACUACUACAGUUGUCUCUUGGUUUUUUGCAUUAAUUACAUGACCGCGAUAAACGGCUUUACGAGAUGUUAUGAUGAUAAUAAUCAAAACAUUUUCAUAGAGCACAACAAAUAUAUUUUUUUAAAAUAUUAUCAGAGCCCUCAAUACUUACCGGUAGCCCAGAGGAUCCUCCAAGAGAAAACACAACCACAAAAACACAGCCAAGACGUGAAAAUACUUUGUCACAUCCUGGGUAAUUCCUCUAAGUUAGAACUAGGCUAUGAGUGUUGAAACCCCAGACGUACAUUGUUCUGCAAAAAGUUGUUCAACUUGACAGUCGUCACUUCGCCAUUAGCGUUCUGAGUUAGCAUUGCGUGUUUGUGUUGUCAUUCCACAUCGAUCACGUCAAAGCUGUGUUUAUGAUGUCGAAAAUGAAGUACAUCAAAAGAGUUCCUCUCCACCUAGGCCGGAAAGUUGCUGAUAGUUUAUAGCAGCCUUAUUUGCCAACUCCGAUGCUACUUCCAGCUGUUGUCGUUCAAGGUCACUCACCUCAAAGUCUCACCAGUGUGGAGAGGUGUUGUUGUCGAGGAAGGUGUUGAAAAUGAAGUUCAUCAAAAAGUUGUUCUGUCACAAGUUACAGUAACUUGAUAUUGUUUUUGUGAAGAUAGAGAAGCGCCAACACUAGCUGGCUAAUGCUGUUAGCAGUUCAACCCUAAAAUCGGAAGAGGAACUCAGUUAUAUAUAUAUAUAUAUAUAAAUAUGGACAGAAGAAAAAAAAAAUGUAUAUAUGGUAGAAAAUGGAUGUAUGGA